Messenger RNA from Acanthosepion pharaonis, 1074 nucleotides. NCBI's taxonomy places the organism in Eukaryota, Metazoa, Mollusca, Cephalopoda, Sepiida, Sepiidae. The record is from the annotation of a GenBank genome assembly.
AUGAUCACAAGGUGGGGGAUUUGUUUGUUUAAUUGUGAGGAACAAUUGUUUUGUUUCAAUAUUUCUUAUUUUAUUUUUGUGGUAAAUUUUUCAAUUGACUGUUUCCUUUUUCUCUAUUUUCUUGUCUUUCUUUUCUUUUCAUUUCCUCUUUUUUUCUGUCUUUCCAACUACUUCAUUUUUCCUUCUCGAUUUCUUCUGCUUCUUUUUGUCCUUCUUUAUAACUUUCCAUAUUUCUUCCUCUUUUGUCUUUACUCUUCUUUUCAUACAUAUUGCUCUUUCUUGUCAUUCAGUUUUUCUACUUCUCUCUCUCUUCCUCUCUCUCUGUCAUUCACUCACUCACCAUCGAAAGCCUUUCUUGCAAUCUGUUUUAUUUUGUACACCAUUAUAUUCGUCCAUCUUUUCGCCAUUUGCAAUGUUCUGACCGCCAUUAAUGUCAUCUUUCUUAUUUGUCUUUUUGUCCUUUUCCCUUAUAACUUUCCAUAUUUCUUCCUCUUUUCUCUUUUCUCUUCUUUUCAUACAUAUUGCUCUUUGUUGUCAUUCAGUUUUUCUACUUCUCUCUCUCUCUCUUCCCCCUCUCUCUCUCUCUCUCUCUCUCUCUCUAGUAAUAAUUAUUUUAUCCAUUUUCUCUCUCUCUCUCUCUCUCUCUCUAUCUCUCUAUCUAUCUAUCUAUCUAUCUAUCUAUGGGUCAUUCAUAACAGUAAUUUACACGCAAGAAAUAUUCACCAUUUUUCAUUUUGCCAAAAGAAACUCUAUGGCUUCCUCAAUAAAUAUGUAAUCUAUAUCAUACUUGAUAAUACACGCACAUACACACUCAAAUUGACAGGCGCAGACUGUCUUUCUCUCAAUCCACCAUUGACUCUUUCUCUGUCUAUCUGCACCAUCUCUCUCUCUCUCUCUCUCUCCCUCUCUCUUUCUCUCUCUCUCUCUCUCGUUAUCUACCUAUCUAUCUAUCACAAAGACACUCUUUCCCUCCCCCUCUCUUUCUCUCUUGUACACGUUUUCUUUUUUUUUCUUAGUUUGACUUCAGUACCCACCCUCGUCUCCCUAACUUUUUUUCCGAAUAACGCUAUCUAG